AUGGAGGCUACACUUGCCGGAGUGAAGAGCAGGUGGAGGCUGGUGGCCGGAGGUGCCCUGGAGCAGCGGCAGAGCUGCUGUGACGCCGGCGGAGGUGACCGGUCUACGUGCUGGAGCGGCAGCAGUGGCAGUGUUUUUAUUAAUUUCAGAGGCAAAGACAUCGAUGGUUUUCUCUCCUUUCUCUUUGAAUCUUUGAAGGAAAAAGGAAUCAAUACCUUCAAGGAUGAAAACCUUAAAAAAGGAACUGAAAUAACACCAGCCCUCAAGCAAACAAUUCAAGAAUCAUGUAUUUCAAUUGUCAUAUUCUCCAAAAACUACGCAGAUUCUCCAUGGUGCUUGGACGAACUUGUUGUGAUAAAUAAAUGCAGAGAAAAGGGAGGACAAAUGGUUUUACCAGUUUUUUACCGUGUAGAUCCAACUGAUGUUCAAGAGCUGAGAGGGCCUUUUACAAAGGCACUUGCUAGGCUUUUACAAGAUCACAGCGAUAGAUCAUCGGAUGAUAGUUCACACAACCUGGGUGGAUGGUGCCAUGCUUUGAAGACAAUCAGCAACGACUUAAGUGCUUUUGUUUCGAAUGAGAUCAAAAAUGACCAAAUGCUAGUUCAAAGAAUCGUCAAUCGUGUUUCAGAGAUAUUAAGUCAUAUGCCAUCAAAUGCUAGUUACCAUGACAAGUUAGUUGGAAUUGAUUCGCGUGUCGAGGAAGUAAUAUCGUUAUUGGAUGUUGAUGUAAAUAACAGAAAUUGGAGAAUAGGAAUUUGGGGAAUGGCUGGUAUUGGAAAGACAACUCUUGCUGGUAUAGUGUUUUCGCAAAUCAAGGUUAAAUUUGAUGCCCACUGCUUUGUUUCAAAUGUCAAGGUACAGAUAAGGAAGGAAACAGAAAUUGUUUUACGGGAUAAAAUCAUUCGUUCACUAUUGGGAGACGAAUAUUUAAAAAUAGGCUCACCACUUUUAGUAUUAGAUGAUUGGAUUAUGAGAAGACUGCAAAAAAAGAAAGUUCUUAUUGUUUUUGAUGACGAUGACGUUGUGAUCAAACGAUUUAGAUCUUUUAGCUGGAAACUGCUUCUAGCCUUUAAUGGCAAGGAAAAGAGGUACUGGGAGAGCCAGUUGCCUCAAAUUGAAAACAUCCCGCCGAACAAGAGAAUUCAAGAUGUUCUAAAAAUAAGUUAUGAUGGGUUAGAUAGAAAUGAGCAGAGCAUAUUUCUGGAUAUCGCAUGUUUCUUUGGAAAUGGAGAUAAAGCUGAAAACGAGCUUGAAAAAAUAAUAGAAAGUUUUGGUUUCUUUGCGAGAAGUGGAAUAAGGAGUCUCAUUGAUAAAUCUCUCAUAACCAUUUUUUAUGGCCAAGUAAAAAUGCAUAACUUACUAAAACAAAUGGGAAAGGAGAUUGUGAAUGAGGAAUGCAAACAGCCUGGAGGACGUAGUAGGUUGUGGAAUCCUGAGGACAUUUAUCAUGUAUUCAAAACAAAUACAGGAACGGAUAAGGUUGAGUGCAUUUCGCUUAGGAUGUCGGAUGCUAUAGCUUUGGGGAUAAGUUCCAAAUCUUUCAUCACGAUGCCUGAUCUUAGAUUAAAUUCCAAAACUUUCAUGAAGAUACUUAAUCUUAGAUUCCUCAGAAUCAGUGCCAAUUGGAUUUUGGCUGAUGGCCUUGAUUUUCUUCCGGAGCAGCUGAGAUAUUUAUCUUGGCAUCGUUACCCUUUGAAAUCGUUGCCGUUGAAGUUUUGCCCAAAUAAUCUUGUACAACUUCACUUGCCUGACAGCCAGCUCAAACAACUGUGGGAUGGAGAUAAUAAGCCAUUUCAAGCCCCAAACCUUGAGGAAUUAUGUUUGUCAAGUUGUAGCAGUUUAAUUGAGAUUCCUUCAUCUCUUAAAUAUUCAACCAAGCUUGCUCUGCUAAACUUAGAGGACUGUGAAAGUAUUCGCAGUUUGCCAAGCUUCCUUCAGUUAGAAAAUCUUGAGAUUCUUAAUCUUCGAGGUUGCAGUAAACUUGAAGAAUGUCCAGAGAUUCCUUGCAAUUUAAGGGAUUUAAAUUUAAGUAAAACUGCAAUAAAACAAUUGCCUUCAUCAAUUGGACAUUGCUCUCAACUUGUUGCAUUAUUGUUAAGCGGGUGUACAAAGCUUCAAAAACUUCCAGACUGCAUUGGCCAGUUACAGUCUCUUGAGUACAUUGAUUUUACAGAUUUGAAAUUCAGCAAAUUGCCAAAUAACUUCGGAUAUUUAAAAUCUCUGAAGAAACUUGACGUAAGAGGAAGUGGCAUAAAAACAUUACCAUCCUCUUUCAAUCAAUUGAGCCGAUUGAAACGUUUAUGUUUUGAGGGAUGUAAAGGUUUGACGGUAUGGUCUUCUUCGUUGUCCGGUUUGAAUGACCUACGGAAGCUUUAUCUGGGUAACUGUGGUAUAUCAGAAAUUCCAGAGAGUAUUGGAUCAUUAGUUUCAUUGAAAGAGUUAUAUUUAAAUGGAAACGAUUUCGAAAGCAUUCCUGCAAGCAUCAAACAACUUUCUCAUUUGGAGACUCUUAGGUUGGAUGAUUGUAAGAGGCUUAGAUAUUUGCCAGAGCUUCCAGGCACAAGGUCAUUUUCUGCAUCAAAUUGCACCUCUUUAGAAUUUGUAUCAUUUUCGUCCUUUCCCAAAGCAGAAACAGAAGAUGGCAUUCAACUUAAUUUUGGUAACUGCAUCAAAUUGGGUGAUAAUGUACGUCUUCAAAUUACGGAAGCUCUGUUCUCAGCACAGCAAGGCCAGAACCACCAUAGAUUAUGUAUCCCUGGGUUGGAAAUGCUGCAAAGUAUGAAAUAUCGAACAAGUGGGUCUCAUCUUUCAGUUCAGUUGGAAAGGCCUGAUCGUAUGUUGGGUUUUUAUUCUGCCGCUGUUAUUGAUUUCCAAGAUUUUGAUUUUCAUGGACAUAACAUUAGAGGUAUUGGGAACUUCGAAGAUAAAUCUGGAAAGAUGUAUGAGUAUGACUGUGACUUUUAUUUUGGACAUCGUAGGCGUCCUAAAAUAGAUUCAAAACAUUUUCUCCUUGGGUAUAAAUCUUUUGAUCAUGAACGGAAUUUCACUCGAGUCUCAUUCCAUGUUGAUCAUUUCUCUGUAAAUUAUUCCGGAAAAGGUGAAGUCAUUAGUGGGAGGGUGAUCAAUUGUGGCAUUCAUCCUAUAUAUCGGGAAGAAUAUAGGAAAGCCGAAAGAAGGAAUGUAAGAAGGAAAGAACCGAACAAGGAUAUAGUAGAGGCGGCAAACACUCAAACACUGGAAUUAUUGGGACUGAAUUAUGGGAGAAGAAUUCAAGACAAAAACUCUGAUUAA
Messenger RNA from Jatropha curcas, 3291 nucleotides. The record is from RefSeq and is a predicted model, not a curated record. NCBI's taxonomy places the organism in Eukaryota, Viridiplantae, Streptophyta, Magnoliopsida, Malpighiales, Euphorbiaceae.